Molecule: messenger RNA, 1404 nt
Organism: Diorhabda carinulata
Lineage: Eukaryota; Metazoa; Arthropoda; Insecta; Coleoptera; Chrysomelidae
Exons: 5
Coding region: 57-1355 (432 amino acids)
Molecular function (GO): calcium ion binding
Source: RefSeq, a predicted model, not a curated record
AAUGUCAUUAAUUGACAUUGAUCGAGAAUAAUUAAACACGUCGAUCCUGUAGAAAAAUGUCGGAUUCUAAUUUAUCUAAAUCAAGUUCCGGAAGUACCCAUCCCAGAACAUCCGUUAACAUAAAAACGUCCCCGGUAUCAAAUAAAUCCCGAGAUCAUCUCGAAAAACAUUCAAAAACAAGUAUCACUGAUCAAGAAAUCAAAGAUUCGAGUAAAACAACUUUGAAGGAAGAUCUAAUCGACGUAACCCCCUUGGAAGAGACAGAAGAUGAAAAACCGCGUACGAUUUCGGAUCUAAUCGGACCUCCGAAACACGAAAGUCUUGGUGAGUUCCAUAGAAGAACCUUGAAGAACGAAGAUCUAUUUUCUACCGUGGUAACAGUAGGGAGCUAUGAUAAGCUAGUGGAGGUUAAAAAAGAGGUUCCUUCUAUUUUGGUAACCGGAUUUGGUAUGAGGAAUUUAACAUCUCUACAGAACGCUUUGGAGGAAGAAAAUAAAAGGAUUAAAGAAUUGUAUCAACGUCAACAAAAACUUCGACAAACCGACACGAAGCUCGAUGUGUCGACGAAGACUCCUUCUCGUAUUGUAUCGAAAUCCAGUAUUUCCACCACGGAAUCUUCGAAAACUAGAAUCAAAACUAGUACGGAAACACUAACAGAUAAAACGGAUAUCGUCCCAAAUAAAUUUAAUCUACAAUAUUUGAUGGGUAUUCAUCAAGAAUGCGAAGAAGAAGACGAAUUCGUGGAAACGGAAAAGGAAACGGGCGUCGAAAAGAAGGAUUCCUUCGUUUAUAGUAAUUCGACGACUAUGAGAAAAGCUCAACAUUAUCUGAGAGUACACAGAAUAUUCGAUUUUUUUCAAUUCAUUAUAGCACAACUUCUGGGAGCGGCUCCUGACAAUCCGAUUUAUUUCAUUCUAGAAUUGUUGAACAAAUGUUUGUUGUACAGAUCGGGCGCCGGUCCUCCGCCUUUAUUAUACGAAGUUACGCAUAUAGCGCAACUGUUCAACCUGAUGGAUAGAAUGGGCACCGGUUUCAUAGACAUGGAACAGUAUAAACAAGGAAUGGUGACGUUGGGUAUAUGCGAUUACAACAAAAAACCUUUCAAAACGGAAGAAGGUAUCUCCAAAAAAACAUUCAUCGAGGAAGUAUACGAAGCGGAAGUCGCUUUAUUCGAUGAUCUUAUAAGAAGGAAAUACAUCGAUAAAAAAGAUCGAAAAUACACCGAUCGACCAAUCGAUUAUUCGAUUCAAACGCAAGAUUCGAAAACGAGUUAUUUCAUGCCAAAAGAUCUAUUCGAAACACUUAAACCUUUGAGUCAGAUAAAAGAAGACGUAGAAGGCGAACGUGAUGGCUGAAGAUUCAUUUUUUCCAUUAAUUAUUCGUAAAUAAAAUACUUCAAUACAA